GAGCUCGCGCGCGACUUGGAGGCGUGGACAGUAAACGUAUUUUUUGGCGGACAAACGCGCCGCAAAUGCCGGAGCUCAGGAGUGCCUUUCAACGCGCGCUGAAAUCGUUUGAAUUUGUAAACAUACCGCGACCCUCGCGAGUUCAGCAUGGCGCUCAUCUGCACAAAUACAGCGCACCAUCAACCGGCCUGCGGCUAACACACUCGGAUGAACCGUGACUGGCAAGCGUGCAUUUAUCCUUUUCGAUUGAAUCUGUGUGUGUUAACACGAAACAAUGCGAUGCAGCUAUUCGUUAACUACUAGCGCUGCUUGUUUGUAAGCUGUCGGUUACAUUGUUACUCUACAAACCCUUGCUAGUGCAUACUGAAUAUUGUGUUUAUUUACAUUUCUGACAGCUCUGCUAGAGAAGUGACGCUUUUCAAACAUCAACAAAAUCCAGUGAAACUGAAACAGCUUUUGUUAACAGAUCCCUUUAGGAAUAAACAGUAGAUACCGUCUGAACUCUUCACAGCAGCACAGAAUGAACGGGAAAGUCCUACCAGACACUCCAAUAGCUGUAGACUGCUGGCAGCUCCGCAAGUGCCAUCACGUCCGUCUGUUCUUCUUGUCUCACAUGCACGCGGAUCACACCUCUGGCCUGUCAUCCACCUGGAGUCACAGGCCCAUAUACUGCUCUCCUCUCACUGCCAAACUGCUCCAGCGCAAACUCAAGGUCAAAGAGAAAUGGAUUCGUCCAUUGGAGAUUGGGGAAGCUCACAUGCUGUUGCUCGAUGAUCUUGGAAAAGAACGCCUGACCGUUACUCUAAUAGAUGCCAAUCACUGUCCUGGGGCGGUUAUGUUUCUCUUUGAGGGAUACUUUGGCACCAGACUCUACACUGGUGAUUUCCGUUACACCCCAUCUAUGCUCAGAGAGCAAUGUCUGAGGAAUACCACUACUAUUGAUGUGCUGUAUCUGGACAACACAAACUGUGACCCCACUCGAGCCGUACCUUCUCGUCAACGAGCCACUCAACAAAUUAAAGAGAUCAUUAGGGCUCAUCCUGGAUAUGCUGUGGUUAUUGGUCUUUACUCUCUGGGUAAAGAGUCUCUGAUGGUGGAGCUGGCUAUGGAGUUUAAAACAUGGGUGGAGGUGGAUAGAGAGCGUCUGGAAACCUUGCGUGUUCUGGAGCUCCCUGAUGUUUUCACCACUGACUCUGGUGCGGGCCGUAUUCGUGUGGUCUCUCAGUCAAUGAUCAAUGCCUCCAACCUGCAGGUGUGGAAUAAAGUGCAGCCUACCAUCGCUAUAUUGCCCACCAGCCGCCCCAUGAUCUCCUGUCACACUAAUGUGAAAAAGCCCAAAGAGGUGGUGAUUCCAGAGUCGGUCAAGCACUACAUGAUGACCAAUUCUAAUAUUCAGAGCUCCACAAAUGGCAUUACAAACAUGCUUCAAAGAACCUCGCGGCCAGAGUCUCGCGGGGUGGUGUUUGAAUCUCCAGAGUCAAAAAUAAGCCGACUUAGUCACGAUGAUGGGGAUUCUGAGACAGAUCAAGACUCCGACUGCGUUCUUCUAGACUUGAGCACCAACUCCUACUCCCGAGAGAACGGCCCACACAACAAACGUUUGAAACCCAUCCAAGUUGCAUCAGAAGAUGUCGUCACAAUUGGCAGCAGCCUUCCUUCAGAUGACAAUGAGUCUGUUAGUACACUUACAGAUGUAAGAUCACCUGACCACAGCUCUGUGUACGAAUGUGAGCAUGAAAGUCCAACAAAGUCAUCCAAGGAGAAGAGUCCUCAAAUGGGCAGCACUAAUUCUAGAGAGAGGUGCUCUUCAUUGGACAGCAUCAGUAUUCACGACCAAACCUGUGUUACCGCUGCAUUCACACCCCCUGAAACACGAUCGGUGACCGCUGCCUUGACCUUCACAUUACAGCGAGAGCAGAUUGAGCAGUUGCUCCUUGAGAACUUCAUCAUACCUGCUGAACAACUUAAAGGUGAGCAGAUGUUGUGGGGAGUUCAUGAAGAGAUUCGCCUUACUCCGGUUGAUCUUUCUAAACCAGCUGGUGAUCCCCUAGAAGCAGCUAUAAAGACAUUCAAAUCUAAAUGUGAUUAAGCAAGCACUUAAAGUAUGUGUAAUGUUUAUGUGAAAGUUUAAUUAUUAUCAUGUAUCAUUGUAAAUUAGAUGUCAACAAUAUUGUGGUUAAAUGUACAAAUCAUUAACACUGUGCCAAGUACUUACUCUUUUUCACAUUGUUUUUCUGCAUUUCUUUUGAGACAAAAACUGUUGGUAUUAUUGAUAAUACUAAUGGUAUUAGUUUCACAAUGUGGAUGCUGAGGUUUAACAUGUUUUGCAUGCAUUUGUUAUCUUAUGUAGCAUCACAAAGCACCUUACUGUGCAGAUUGAAAAAAAAAUCCUAUUAAAAGUGUUUCUUGUU
Molecule: messenger RNA, 2411 nt
Organism: Onychostoma macrolepis
Lineage: Eukaryota; Metazoa; Chordata; Actinopteri; Cypriniformes; Cyprinidae
Gene: dclre1b
Product: DNA cross-link repair 1B
Exons: 5
Coding region: 521-2089 (522 amino acids)
Biological process (GO): protection from non-homologous end joining at telomere; interstrand cross-link repair; double-strand break repair via nonhomologous end joining
Molecular function (GO): 5'-3' DNA exonuclease activity; damaged DNA binding
Source: RefSeq, a predicted model, not a curated record